Molecule: messenger RNA, 387 nt
Organism: Parastagonospora nodorum SN15
Lineage: Eukaryota; Fungi; Ascomycota; Dothideomycetes; Pleosporales; Phaeosphaeriaceae
Exons: 3
Coding region: 1-387 (128 amino acids)
Source: RefSeq, a predicted model, not a curated record
AUGGCGCGAAGACUCAAUAUAGUCGUUGAGGAGGUGAAGCUCCAACAUUACCUUCAAACAACACAGAAACACGAGCAUGGGUACAAACCAAAACAUCAGUCAAAUCAGAAUGCUGGCGAGCCAGCUGCAAGUCAGAGCAGGGAGUUGGCGUCAACACGCCCAGCACCUGGCCAACCACAUCUUACUGGCACGCGUAUCAAUCGAGGUGCUGGGCGUCUUGAGAGCACCAUAUGCCGCUGUCAGAACCCCAAUGAGCAUGGGGACGCUUUCUCCAAUGGAGACGCUUCUUGGGGAACUGACCGGAACGGCAUGGACAUCUCUUGGAGUAUAGCCAUGAACCGUAUCCUCGAUGUUUAUGGUACAAACUCGAUGACGCGAGAACAGUAG